AUGGGCGACAAGGGUACAGGACAACGAGCUUUCGCGAGCAGACUCGCUCGUGUCCACGCUUCCGACGUUCGUCGAAUCGCUGCUUCUGCGUAUGGUGUUAGCCGGUCAGAAAUUCCGACUUCCUCUGGGAUAGCAAUAACUCCUAUGGUAAGCAGUUUCCCAUACUCAUGGUAGAU
Messenger RNA from Soboliphyme baturini, 176 nucleotides. NCBI's taxonomy places the organism in Eukaryota, Metazoa, Nematoda, Enoplea, Dioctophymatida, Soboliphymatidae. The record is from the annotation of a GenBank genome assembly.